Talaromyces stipitatus ATCC 10500 is the source of this 1442-nucleotide messenger RNA. Its product is annotated as NEDD8 activating enzyme (UbaC), putative. Lineage: Eukaryota; Fungi; Ascomycota; Eurotiomycetes; Eurotiales; Trichocomaceae. Bases 162 to 1442 code for a protein of 426 amino acids. The transcript has 6 exons. Gene Ontology annotation, biological process: protein neddylation. Gene Ontology annotation, molecular function: NEDD8 activating enzyme activity. Gene Ontology annotation, cellular component: cytoplasm; nucleus. The record is from RefSeq and is a predicted model, not a curated record.
ACUACGAAAGCUCAAGAGUCUAUACUGUUCUGCAGAGAUCAUACUUCUACAUAUCGAGUUCACUCCAAGCAUUGUGUUGAUGGUUGACAACAUAAUUUGAGGGAUCAAUAUUUGCAGGCAGACGAGCUUCGACCUUGCAUCUUAUAUCGGCACUUUUCAUCAUGCCUUCACUCGAGACAAAUACAGACUCGUCGAAUACGAGAUGGAGACAUUUGUACAAAGCUUUGAGCAAACCAGGUCCAUUCAGCGACGAAGAUUGGGUACCAGGAUCAGAGACCAUCGAUGCUCUUGAGACUUCUAAAAUUCUUGUCAUUGGAGCCGGAGGUCUAGGAUGUGAGAUUUUAAAGAAUCUCGCGCUGUCUGGUUUUAAAGAUAUUCAUGUUAUCGACAUGGAUACAAUUGAUAUAUCCAACCUCAACCGCCAGUUCUUGUUCCGCCAGGCAGAUGUAGGAAAGCCCAAAGCUGAGGUUGCAGCAGCAUUUGUCCAGAAGCGAGUCAAGGGAGUCAAAAUCACACCCUAUGCCGGAAAGAUUCAAGAUAAAGAUGAAGACUACUACAUGCAGUUCAAGAUUAUUGUCUGCGGAUUGGAUAGUAUCGAAGCACGUCGAUGGAUUAACUCGACGUUGGUUGGAAUGGUAGACCCCGAGAAUCCAGAGAGCUUGAAACCUUUGAUCGAUGGAGGUACAGAAGGUUUCAAAGGACAAGCCCGUGUCAUCCUUCCGACACUCACAUCAUGCAUCGAAUGCCAACUCGAUAUGCACGCCCCCAGAGCUGCUGUUCCACUAUGCACAAUCGCAACGAUUCCCCGACAACCGCAGCAUUGUAUCGAAUGGGCUCACCAAAUUGCAUGGCAGGAAAAGCGCAAAGACGAACCAUUUGAUAGUGAUGACCUCAGCCAUAUCUCCUGGAUUUAUCAACAUGCAUUGGAACGCGCCAAACAAUUUUCCAUUCCCGGAGUUACUUUCCAACUAACGCAAGGCGUCGUGAAGAAUAUUAUUCCCGCCAUCGCAUCGACGAACGCUGUGGUCGCUGCAUCCACAACCUCAGAAGCAUUGAAAAUCGCUACUUCAUGCAACCCGUACUUGGAUAAUUACAUGAUGUAUGCCGGCGAGGAAGGUGUAUACACCUACACUUUCACUGCAGAGCAGAAACCGGACUGCCCAGUCUGUGGAAAUCUGGCACGUACAAUCCAUGCUGAUCCUGAAAUCACCCUAGAAGAGUUUAUAGAAAGUCUGGGCGAGCGAGCAGAAGCACAACUCAAAAAGCCUAGCUUGAGAUCGGGGGAGAAAACGCUAUACCAACGGUUUCCACCCCAACUGGAAGAGCAGACACGACCUAAUCUACGGUUAAAGUUGAAAGACUUGGUAUCCGAUGGUCAGGAGAUCGCUGUCAGUGAUCCGGCAUUCACCAUUGAUUUCCGGUAUAAACUCGUUUUUUCAUGA